Molecule: messenger RNA, 1881 nt
Organism: Strongylus vulgaris
Lineage: Eukaryota; Metazoa; Nematoda; Chromadorea; Rhabditida; Strongylidae
Source: the annotation of a GenBank genome assembly
ACGCUUUGGUUCCGUCGCGCUGUUCAUUCCAAGGAUCGCCUUACCGACUAUCCCCUAGAUCAGUGUUGGUACUUCCUCUUCCCCAUUGGCGGUGGAAGGGUAUUAGCAAGGAAGAGCAGCGAUUUCACCAAUCCACGAACUCCAAUAGGAUACCAUGAUCUCUAUCAACCAAAAGUUUCUUCAAAUAAGAUUUGUAUAUGUGAUGCAGCUGGAAAGCUGAUUUCCGAGACUGGCGCUCGGCUUCGCAGGCAAGCAGUAUCGGCUGCAGCUGCCCCAAGGAGCUCUUUUUCCGGCAAACCAAACGCAAUGGAAUGCACCGAUAUGGUCAUAGGAUCUGUAGUGAAUGGGCGUGGUCGCGUACAAGACUUUUAUUCAACUUCUAAAGCUAGCCCUCGACCGGAUACAGUUUACGGUGGUAAAGACUCUUUGACAGCUGCCUCCGCUUUCAAUGAAGACGGUGUUACUACUGUUGUUUUCCGUAAAAAGCUGAGAGCUGACGACGAGUGGGAUCAUACCAUAAAUGGGCCAAUGACCGUCAUCUGGGCUAAAGGUGCUGACCCGAACAACUAUCAGCAUACCACUGGAGGCGCUCCAAUCCAAGCCGAUCCUAACUUCUUCAACAGCAACUCGUUCAAAUAUCAUGGGCGUAAUCAUCGUGGUGUUCUUACCAUCGAUUUCCAGGAAGAGAGCAAGAAGGAUAAGCUCCACCACGGUCUUCAUGUUGAUACAUCAACCUGCUCAGGAGUAUAUUCCUUCCCAGCGAAUUGUGUGCGCCAUGUGACAGAGGAAGAUGGAAGAAAGCAAUGCAAAUAUGCUAUCACAUGGAUUAGUGAUGGCGAGGUAGCCAGAUUUACCGUGCAGGCUUUGGCAAAACCAUCCGAAUGGACCGCAAUCGGAUUUUCGGCAGAUGGAGCCAUGGCUGGCUCUGAUGUGGUUAUAAUAGGACUAGGAGGAGCACGAGAAAUAACUGUCACCGACCAGUUUAUGCCUGGCUACGGGCGACCGAUCGUUGAUGAGCAACAGGACAUCUUCGACGUUGAGACAUCCUACGAAGAAGGAGUUCUUACCGCGAACUUCUCACGUGAACUCUUUAGCGAAGAUGAACACGACAUUAACCUCCAAAAAUGCGUUUAUCUCUUAUUUACCCCGGCUGGUGGAAAAAUUGAGCCCAACGGUGAGAUGCGCAAACACGGAGAUACCCCGAUAGCCAGCAGGACUAAGGUUUGCCUGAACACCUGCUCCGAAUUGCCAACUAAAAUUUCCACGAAGGCACCAAGUGACAAGAAGACUACCACCAAAGAGUCCACUGAACCAACGACAAGAAAGCCGACAGUUACGCCAAAGACGACAACUGAUGUGCAGAUGCCACCUGUCAUCAAGCCAUCACCUCCAUUUGUUGUGUUCGAACCUACCGAAGCUGUCAAGUCUCGUUAUGGAUUGCGUGUUCGUAUUCUCAACAAGGAUUAUACACCUGCUUUGGCUGAUCCACAGACGGAAUACUAUCAGAGCUUCACUAAGACAGUUACUGCAGCUAUUAAUGAUCUUCUGGCAAAGCGAUGGAAGGGUAUGCAGGUUUCCAAGAUUGUUGGUUACUCAAAGGGAUCUGUCAUCGCUGAAUUCGAGGUGGUGUCAAUUGCUGAUGUUCCUCGUCCUAUCGAAGUGAAGAGCCUCCUUGAAGAAACCGCCAUCCGCGGUAACAUUGGCGAACUUGCGCUAGAACCAAGUACCAUUAAAACUCACGUUAUCGAAGACGAACCAGUCGAGGAAGCCGCUCUUGGCAGAGCUUUUGUGAGAAACGUAGUCAUUAUCGGAGCAGCAGCGCUACUCUUGAUUACUGCUGUUGUCUGCACAUGCUGUCUUCUCUGUCGAAAAAUAUUCUAG